AUGGACAGGGCCUGGCGGCAGUGGGGGACGACCCUCCUCCCCAUCUGCCUCGCCCUCGCCUUCUCCCUCACCGCCGUGGGCAGCAGCCACUGGUAUGAGGGGACCCGGAAGGUGGCAAAGCCACUGUGCCGGGACCACCCAGGAGAACUGCCUUGCAUUCACUUCACCAGGGACAGCAGGAGGGACAACGGGAGCCAGGCUGUCCAGUACAUUUGGGAAACGGGGGACGACAAGUUCAUCCAGCGCAGGUUCCACGUGGGGCUCUGGCAGUCCUGCGAGGAGAGCCUCAGCAGCACAGGUGAAGAGUGUAGAAGUUUCCAGAGUAUAAUACCAGCUGAAGAACAAGGUGUGCUGUGGCUGUCUGUUGGAGCUGAGGUCCUAAAUAUCCUUCUGAUGUUGACAAGUGCCAUCCUCCUGGGCUCCAGAAUGAGUUAUCGCAGUGCUGGGGUCCACUGGUUCAAGGUGGAUGCCUCUGUAGCCAUCCUCUUGGUGCUUGCAGGGCUCCUAGGUAUGCUGGCACACAUCAUGUACACAACCAUUUUUCAAAUCACCGUGAACCUUGGGCCAGAAGACUGGAGGCCUCAGACGUGGGGCUAUGGCUGGUCAUACUGUCUCGCCUGGGGUUCUUUCGCCCUCUGCAUGGCGGUGUCAGUCAUGGCCAUGAGCAGAUACACGGCAGCCCGCCUGGAAUUCACAGAGAAGCAGAGGAUACAGAAGGGCAGUCAACACUCUCAACACAACUUCCUGGAACCCAAGCCUUCGGAAAGAGCUCGGGAAAGAGAAGCUGCUCCCAGCCCUGAGGGGCAUGCCCUCAUGAGUUUAUCUGAGUACCUGCCACCAGGUGCCCCAGUCAAGGUGUCCAUGUGUUAGCCAGUGCUCGUGGCUGCUGGAUCUGCACAGGCAGACAAGCCAGGCACUUCAGUCUACUAAUGAACACCUCUGGGGUAGGCUUCAGAAUGCUGUGGUCCAGGUAAACCUUCUACCCACCAUCUCAUCCUUCACUAAAGAGCUUUAGCUUCAGCUUCUGAUUCCCGUUAAAAUGCCAGCAUCUUCAAGUGAGAUAACACUUACAGAAUAUAUCGGCCAUUGACACUCUAGUAUAAAUUAACAUCUCAGGCUUUCCUGACAGUGAGUUUAAUAAGGAUAACAAAGAAAAAGGGAGCAUGUGAGCACUAAGAGAAGCUGAGGAAAGGGGAAAGAAAGACUCUAACUGCAAAGAAUGUAAAAUGUGUUGCCCAUACAGCUUUGUUGACAGAAGAGUCCAGAUAUUUUUUCCUUAACUGACACACACAAACUGAUAGUAUGUAUGACUAUCCCAUGCUUUCUUUUUAAUUUUAAUCAAGAAGACAUGAAUUUCAAAAUAACUUUUUUGUCAUUUUAAAAAUACUUUUUCUUUGAAAUUUGGUAAUUUCUAUCUAUAGUAAAAUCAGUUUGGAAGGAUAAUCAAAUGAUAAAACAAAAUGAGAACAGUCAAAUGGAAUGACAUCUUAUCAUAGUUAAGUGGAACAAAUGUUUGAAUUGUGCUUAAAUUGCGAGGCACUCUUGCUUCUAAAACUAAACACUGCUAAACAUGCCAGUCUUGUUUGCAGCAGUGUUCCCUAAUGUGUUCAGUUACAAUAUUGUAUAAAUUUAUCUUAUAUUUUAAAUUAACCAUGUUAUAGAAGCCACAGGUUAGACACGUAAGUUAGGUUUUUGAAAAUAAAAUGGACUGCCAAAUUC
Rhinolophus ferrumequinum (greater horseshoe bat) is the source of this 1719-nucleotide messenger RNA. RefSeq names its product GSG1 like 2 (gene GSG1L2). Gene Ontology annotation, cellular component: plasma membrane. The record is from RefSeq and is a predicted model, not a curated record. NCBI's taxonomy places the organism in Eukaryota, Metazoa, Chordata, Mammalia, Chiroptera, Rhinolophidae. Bases 1 to 870 code for a protein of 289 amino acids. The transcript has 5 exons.